AUGGGAGCUCUACACGAAGGCCACCUCUCCCUCGUACGCCACGCUCUUCAAGAGAACAGCGAUGUCUUCAUCUCUAUUUUCGUCAACCCUACCCAAUUUGCCGCACAUGAGGAUCUCGAUUCCUACCCGGUCACCUGGAAGGAGGACAUGAAAAAGUUGGAAGAGCUUCAACAGGAACACAUCGAGACUGUCGAUCAGUCACAGAAACCUGGAAUGAUCCGGGGGGUCUUUGCGCCCACAGUCAAGACAAUGUACCCUACACUUCCGCCCACUUCAGACAUCGCUGGGCCAGGCUCCUUCGUCACCAUCACACCCCUUGGGUCACAACUCGAAGGAGCAUCGCGGCCGAUCUUUUUCCGCGGGGUCGCAACAGUCUGCACCAAGUUGUUCAAUAUCGUCCAAGCCGAACGCGUCUAUUUCGGCCAGAAGGAUAUUCAACAGUCCAUCCUCAUCAAACGGAUGGUCAAGGAUUUCCAUAUCCCCACCGAGGUUCGUGUCGUACCCACACAGAGAGAAGCGGAUGGAUUAGCCAUGAGCAGCCGGAAUGUCUAUCUGGGCGAUAGGCGAAGGGAGGAUGCUACCGUCCUAUCCAGGGCUCUCUUUGCAACCCGUGACCUUUACAACGAGGGAGUGUUGGAUGUCAGGCGCCUGCGCAAAGCAGCAUUUAACGUCUUUGAGGAGGAUGCCGCAAGAGUUAGAAGCGAUGGGCGAGUAGGCCCUAGUGGUCGCCUUGAGAUCGACUAUAUUGCCGUGAGCCAUCCAGACACCAUGGGCACCAUUGUGGACGACGAUAAACUCAAUCCGCGCAUCGGCGCCGUUGUCAGUGCCGCGAUGAUCGUCUCCCCGGUCGACAAGCCCAAAACUCAAGAAGAGCUGAAUCAGCGCAUCGUCAGACUCAUCGACAAUGUGAUUCUUGAACCCCGCAUAGAUCCCCAAGAUCGAAAGUACCUUAGACAGCAUGCUGCGAACCCUGGAAAGUUUCGCAAAGUUCCGCAAUUGAGCAUUCGGAAAGUCCCUCAGGGGGCAAGAGAGGAUCUGAAACCAGAGGAACAGGCUGGUGGAGUAGGAGGACAAGACGUCGAGGCACCGAAGCAAUGA
Molecule: messenger RNA, 1098 nt
Organism: Fonsecaea nubica
Lineage: Eukaryota; Fungi; Ascomycota; Eurotiomycetes; Chaetothyriales; Herpotrichiellaceae
Exons: 1
Coding region: 1-1098 (365 amino acids)
Biological process (GO): pantothenate biosynthetic process
Molecular function (GO): pantoate-beta-alanine ligase activity
Source: RefSeq, a predicted model, not a curated record